Molecule: messenger RNA, 659 nt
Organism: Bursaphelenchus xylophilus (pine wood nematode)
Lineage: Eukaryota; Metazoa; Nematoda; Chromadorea; Rhabditida; Aphelenchoididae
Source: the annotation of a GenBank genome assembly
AUGGCUGACAACCAAGCAAAGGAGGGAAAUGUAAGUUACUUUCGUUUGAUACACGUGUGUUUAGGCAGAAGUUCCGGCCAUAAUCAACAAAUGGGAUGGGAAUACUGUAAAGUAUACAAUUGAUGACUCCAUCAGGAAGGUCAUCAAUCAGGAAUAUGUUUGGAAAGAGAAACAUACCUUGAUGGACAUCCGACUCUUGAUCUCUUUCAUCGCUGUUUCCUUCGCUGGUGCCGGCUUGCUUUUUGAUUACAAGUUUCCUUAUCCAGCGUCUGCUCAUGUAGGUGUAAUAUUCAAAUAGAAUUGAACACGUCGGAUUUUUCAUAACGUACUAUUUUUAGGUAUGUGCUUUCUGUUCCAUCGCCUAUUUUGUUAUGAUUUCGAUUCUUCAAAUAUACAUUAUGUAUAUCGAGAAGAACAUUUUUUAUCAAGGUGUUGAGAAGCAGAAAGCUGGUAACAGAACUUGGUGUUUUGCCAGCGAGAUGCACAGAUACGAUGACAAGUACACGCUCACCGUUACCUUCCACCAGGGAAACCUUUCUGGUUCUGCUGAAGUUACAAAGUCUAUCUCUCAAUAUUUGACCGAGAAUGGAGAAAUUUUGGUGCCUGUCUUGAAAAAAGAAGUCAAACAGUUGUACGAGAAGCUGUCUAAGAAGGAUUAA